AUGCAGACUGCUUCUACAACCAUUUGUGAAAGAAUGGGUCGCUCUCAGGAGCUCAGUGACUCCAAGCAUGGUCCAGUGAUAGGUGGUCACCUGUGCAAUAGGUCCAUCCGUGACAUUUCCUGGCUACUAAAUAUUCCACGCUCAACUGUUAGUGGGAUUAUAACAAAGUGGAAGCAACUGGGAGCAACAGUAACUCAGCCACCAAGUGGUAGGCCACAUAAAAUCAGUGCAUGCUGAAGCGCACAGUGUGUAGAAGUUGCCAACUGUCUGCAGUCACGUUGGAUGCAGUGAAGGGAACUCUUAAGGCAUCAGCAUACCAAGACAUUUUGGACAAUUUCAUG
This is a messenger RNA of Staurois parvus, 341 nucleotides long. NCBI's taxonomy places the organism in Eukaryota, Metazoa, Chordata, Amphibia, Anura, Ranidae. The record is from the annotation of a GenBank genome assembly.